UAUUCUUGCAAGAAAAGACCGGGAAAUUUUUGCGUUGCAGAAAAUUCGGAAUCCAUCAUUGUGAUUUGACCUGUGUUGAACAAUUAUUUUUCAUAAGAUUGCGUGUUUUUCUUAUUGUCCAAAAUGUAUUCCCUUACUGAAGGAGCGUUAGAUAAAAUAAUGAACGGUAUUGAUGUUGAGAAACCAAUACUGCAAAUAUUGGGUCAUAAGAAAUUGGCAAGUUCAAGUAGUGGAGAACGUUAUAGACUACUUGUGUCUGAUGGAAAAAGAAUAAACUCAUUCACAAUGCUGGCUACUCAGUUAAACUCAAUGAUAACAGACAACAUUCUGACUGAAUUUUCUAUUUGUCAAAUAAAUAGAUACGCAAUAAGUAUGGUACACAAUGCUGGGAAACAAAAGCGUGUAAUGGUAAUAUUAAAUAUCGAUGUAAAAGUACGUGGUAAUGAAGUUGGUCAUAAAAUUGGAAAUCCAACAAAUGCUGAGUCUGAAAGUGAUUCUACACCUGCCUCAGCACCAGCUCCUCCUCAACAACGAAGUGAUGUUUUGAUGCCAAAGCAAAAUACUCAUCAGUCUUCCACCAGUGACAUAUCAACAACUCCAAUUGUUGCACUGAGUCCUUACCAAAAUAGGUGGGUUAUAAAAGCUAGAGUUCUUAGUAAAUCUGAUAUAAGAACAUGGAGUAAUUCCCGUGGAGAAGGAAAACUAUUUUCCAUGGAUCUUGUUGAUGAAAGUGGAGAGAUUAGAUGCACGGCAUUCAGAGAUCAGUGCGAUAAAUUUUACGACAUGCUUGAGGUUGGAAAAGUUUACUAUAUUUCUAGAGCCACUUUAAAAACAGCAAAUAAACAAUUCAAUCAUUUAAAAAAUGAUUAUGAGAUGACUUUAACGGGUGAUACAGAAAUCAUUCCUUGUCAUGAUGGUGGAAAUGAGAUUCCUACUCUUCAAUUUAAUUUUCAACCAAUAAGCGACGUGGAAACGAAAGAAAAGAAUGAAUAUAUAGAUGUGAUAGCUAUUGUUAAAUCUUGUGCCGAUUUGCAACUGCUAACAUCACGUAACACAGGUAGAGAAAUGAAGAAAAGAGAUAUUUUUCUCGUUGAUCAAAGUAGUACCAUGGUAUGUUUUACACUGUGGGGAAAGGAAGCUGAAGAGUUUGAUGGAAGUAACAAUCCAGUUAUAGCUGUUAAAGGAGCUCGUGUUGGCGAAUUCAAUGGAGGAAAAAAUCUAUCAUCUCUCAGUUCUACAGUUAUUCAAAUAAACCCAGAUAUCCCAGAAGCACAUAGGUUACAUGGUUGGUUUAAUGCAACUGGCCAUAAUGAAGAAGCCAAGUCAAUUUCAAGAACAUUUGGUGGUGGAGGCAAUAUAAGUGGACCGUGGCUUACUUUCAAAGAAGCAAGAGAAAUGGAACUGGGUUUCAAAGGUCCUGAAAUGUAUAUGGUAAAAGCCACGAUUAACAUGAUACGAAUUGAAAAUGCUGUUUAUAAAUCUUGCCCUUCUGAAAGUUGUAAAAAGAAGUUAAUCGAUCAAGCAAAUGAUAUGUACCGGUGUGAAAAAUGUGAUAAAGAAUAUCCUAACUAUAGAUAUCGUUUACUUGCAAGUUUAAGUUUAGCUGAUUGGACGGACAAUCAGUGGGCUACAGCGUUUAGCGAAGAAGCAGAAAAGAUACUGGGUAUCACUGCUCAAGAACUUGGAGAAUUGCAGGAAAAUGAUAACGAUGCUUAUCUUGAAAAAUUUGCAGAUGCAACGUUUAAAAGUUUUCUAUUUAAGAUUCGUGUUAAAUUAGAAACGUUCAGUGAUGAGAACAGGUUAAAGGCAACAUGCGUUGCGGUAAAUCCUUUGGAUUAUAAAUUAUAUAAUAAUCAUUUAAUAACUCAGAUUAAAGAAUUAGCUGGUAUUGGUAAAGUUUAAAACAAUCGUCUCGUCGUUUACAGUAAAUUUGUAUACGUUUAUAAUUCGUUUGUUAGAGAUAUGAAGCAAAUAUUUUCAUACUGUUUAGCUACUUUAUAUUUAAUGAAACAAAUAUGCUUUUUGUAUUACCUUUUCUUGUCAAUAAACAGUAUUUGUUACACCCGAAAAAAACACGAACAAAUUCAUGAGCUGUAUAAUGUAAGCUGCAUAACUGCAUAUUAAAAAAUUGUAUGUAUUUA
Messenger RNA from Megachile rotundata (alfalfa leafcutting bee), 2141 nucleotides. It is a transcript of the gene RpA-70, whose product is annotated as replication protein A 70. NCBI's taxonomy places the organism in Eukaryota, Metazoa, Arthropoda, Insecta, Hymenoptera, Megachilidae. The record is from RefSeq and is a predicted model, not a curated record. Gene Ontology annotation, biological process: DNA replication; DNA repair; DNA recombination. Gene Ontology annotation, cellular component: nucleus. Gene Ontology annotation, molecular function: DNA binding.